Messenger RNA from Schistosoma intercalatum, 1303 nucleotides. The record is from the annotation of a GenBank genome assembly. NCBI's taxonomy places the organism in Eukaryota, Metazoa, Platyhelminthes, Trematoda, Strigeidida, Schistosomatidae.
AAUUCAUAGAGUGGGUCAGUAUAGAAGAUAAAAUUAUAUUUUACUAAUACAUAUGUGAUUUUAUUUAUUUAUUCUUUUUGUCAAUUUGUCAACAAGGUUUAGAUACUACACUAUACUAUACCAUACUAUACUAACCAUUCCAUACUGUACUAUACCACACUGUACUACACCAUACUAUAUAUACCAUACUAACCGUACUAUACUAUACUCAUCAUUCAAUAAUAUAACUAUACAGACUACAUUAAACUUACAAAAGUUCAUUUAACAUUUCAUUACAUAAUUAAUAAAACAUUAUAAUCCCGUAACCAAUCAAACAAAAAAAUUGAUUAAUGAACAUUACUUUUCGUUGAUUAUUCAUUAUUGGCGAUCAAUUUGUGUGUGUGUGUGCGUGAAAAUAAACAUAAACAUAUCGAUUAUUUGUUUAUUUAUUUAUUUUUUUGUUUAUAUAUGUGUGUGUGCAGUUAACAAUCAUCUUUUGUAGUAGUUGUCGUUGUUGCUUGUGAAUUCUUUGGAUAAAAAUAUUACAUCAUUAAAAGAAAUAAAAAUCUUUGGAAGAAAUUGAUUGUUUUAUUAAAUCAAAAUUAUGGGAAAUUUUGUUGGACCAAGAAAAAAGUUAUCAAGAGAAGAUUUAACAUUUCUUAAAGAGAAUACACAUUUUACUAAACGACAAAUUAAACAAUGGUAUAAUGGAUUUAUACGUGAUUGUCCAUCAGGUCAAUUAAGUAAAAAGAAAUUUAUUGAAGUUUAUUCUGGAUUUUUCCCUGAUGGUAAUGCGGAAAAAUUUUGUACACAUGUAUUUCGUACAUUCGAUAAAGAUAAUUCUGGUCGAAUUGAUUUUAAAGAAUUUUUAUUAGCUAUUAAUAUAACAUCAGGUGGUGAUCCAGAAGAGAAAUUAGAAUGGGCUUAUCAAAUGUAUGAUAUUGAUGGUAAUGGUACUAUAGAACGAACUGAAAUGGUUGAAAUUAUUCGAGCUAUUUAUUCAAUGCUUGGUACAGAUAAUACAGCUGUGGAUAUUAGUCCAGAAGCUAGAGCUGAAGAAAUAUUUGAAAAAAUGGAUGAAAAUGGUGAUGGUGUAUUAACACGUGAAGAAUUUAUGAAAGGAUGUAUGGAAGAUAGUCAACUUAAAGCUAUGCUAUUAGCUGAUGAUCCAAUUGAAUAAAAAAAGAAAAGAAGAACAAUCAUUAUAUAAAUAAUCAACAAUAACACAUCAAACAAUGAAUCAUCUGUAAACAAACAAGCAAACAAACAAAGAAUUCUAUAACUAACCAUUUCUCUUUAGCAUCAUCAUCAUCAUUAUCAUCAU